Messenger RNA from Suncus etruscus (white-toothed pygmy shrew), 1294 nucleotides. It is a transcript of the gene SYNJ2BP, whose product is annotated as synaptojanin 2 binding protein. Gene Ontology annotation, molecular function: protein binding. The record is from RefSeq and is a predicted model, not a curated record. NCBI's taxonomy places the organism in Eukaryota, Metazoa, Chordata, Mammalia, Eulipotyphla, Soricidae.
AUGAAGGUGGUGGCGACGGUGAUGGUUGCUGUGUGUGUGGGUGGUGGUGGUGGUGGUGGUGGGCGGGCCUCGCAACGCGCCCGCGGCCGAAACGACAACUCCCAGCAUGCCCCGCGCCCGCUUCCGCCGCCGGGACUUCCGCUUCCGGUCCGGGCGGGACGGCGGCGGUGGCGGCGGCGGCGGCGGCGGCGGCUUCGGGGCGUCGCUGAAACCGAAAGCGCCGCGCUCGCUCGCUCGCUCGCUCGCUCGGCCGAACCCGUUCCCCUUCCUCUCACCUUCGCCGCGACCCCGGACUCAGGCCGCGCGCGAGCCAUGAAUGGCCGGCUGGACUCCGAGUCGCAGCUCCGGGCCCGCGUCCGGGAGGAGGAGAUCAACCUGACCCGCGGCCCCGCAGGGCUGGGCUUCAAUAUCAUCGGUGGGACAGAUCAGCAGUAUGUCUCCAACGACAGUGGCAUCUACGUCAGCAGCAUCAAAGAGAACGGGGCUGCGGCCCUGGAUGGGCGGCUCCAGGAGGGUGAUAAGAUCCUCUCGGUUAAUGGCCAAGAUCUAAAGAACCUCCUGCACCAGGAAGCUGUAGACCUCUUUCGAAACGCAGGCUACUCCGUCUCCCUGAGAGUGCAAACAGGUUCUGGCCCCGCUUUCAUGACUUCUCAUCAGGAAUUACAGGUGCAGAACGGGCCGAUAGGAAAUAGAAGUGAAGGAGAACCAGCUGGCUCCCCCCUCUCUACGGUGCUGUUGCCAGUGUUUGCCCUCACCAUGAUAGUAGCCUGGGCCUUCAUGAGAUAUCGGCAUCAACUCUGAAAAGCUUGCACUCUUCCAGUGCUCUAAUGGAAGAAACCGUUUUUCCUUUUUCCCUCUUCCCUUGCCAUUCUCUCUUCCUCUUUUCUGCAUAGUGAACACAUGAUUGAGAGACGAUCCCCCGUACCUCACUGUUGAAAUUUUCCAAAUCCUCGUAUCCUAGUGGAGAGUAAAGGCAUUGUUUGAAGGAAAGCUGGAGAAAAGACUUGCUUAGAACAAAUGAGGGGUCUCUUUUUAGACUUUACCAAGACCACUGGUGAAAAUUCAGCUACAAUCCAAAGAAGGAAUGAUCCAUCCUUUUUAAUUGCCUUUAAUCGAUACCUUUCUUCUUCACUGGCAGAUCUCAGAAGCCAGCUGUGGGCUAUACGAGAGAAACUUUUCCUUCUUAAUUCUUGAGAAUUUUAUGGCUUAUAUCUAAUUUCAAAUAACAUUCCUUGGGUGCUUACAUCAAACAAACAAUGAGGAAAAUAUUUUGACUUUUUCUUUUAAAGCAAUA